Pseudonaja textilis is the source of this 1248-nucleotide messenger RNA. The record is from RefSeq and is a predicted model, not a curated record. Lineage: Eukaryota; Metazoa; Chordata; Lepidosauria; Squamata; Elapidae.
GCUGCUGCCGCCGCUGCUGCUUGAUUGAGGGACCGAUUCAUCGCGCGGCCGGAGGGACCCCCGUCAGCCUUUUUUUUUUUCCUUCCUUCCCUCUCCGUCGCUUCGCUGCCGCCGUUUCCAUCCUCCUCUUCGUCCCUCCCCUCCCCUCUCCCCGCCGCCAUCUUCCUCUGCCUUUCUUCGGCGCCCGUCGUCAGGUUUCAUCUCUCGUUAAAAUGUCUAAUGGUUAUGAAGACCACAUGGCUGAUGACUGCAGGGACGAUAUCGGCAGGACAAAUUUAAUCGUGAACUACCUUCCUCAGAACAUGACCCAGGACGAGUUACGGAGUCUCUUUAGCAGCAUAGGGGAGGUGGAGUCCGCCAAGCUGAUUCGCGACAAAGUGGCAGGACACAGCUUGGGUUAUGGUUUUGUGAAUUACGUGACCGCGAAAGACGCUGAAAGAGCAAUAAACACGCUGAAUGGCCUGAGACUCCAGUCCAAAACUAUCAAGGUGUCGUACGCUCGCCCAAGCUCUGAAGUGAUUAAAGAUGCAAACUUAUACAUAAGUGGGCUGCCACGGACAAUGACGCAGAAGGACGUCGAAGACAUGUUUUCACGGUUCGGACGCAUCAUCAACUCGCGCGUGCUGGUCGAUCAGACUACAGGCUUAUCCCGUGGGGUUGCUUUCAUCCGGUUUGACAAGAGAUCAGAAGCCGAGGAAGCGAUUUCAAACUUCAACGGCCACAAGCCGCCGGGCUCCUCUGAACCCAUCACGGUGAAGUUCGCAGCCAACCCAAACCAGAACAAAAACGUGGCCCUCCUGUCCCAGCUCUAUCACUCCCCAGCUAGACGGUUUGGGGGGCCUGUCCAUCACCAGGCCCAAAGAUUCAGUUCCCGUGGAACCCAUCAGCUCGGUCCCAAUUGCACCUCCAACUUCUUCCAUUAGAUUUUUAAGCACAUUCUGUAUAAUUUUAGAAAGCUCUGAAACAGUUUUCUUUCAUACUUAAUGGCAGUGGAGUGUUUUUUGACCCCAAAUGAAUAUGUACCCCCCCUCCCUCCCAAGUAUGUCAGUAAUCAUUGUGGAUGUCCAUAUCUGUUCUUAUUAUUAUUAUUAUUUUCUUUUUAAUCUUCUGUUCUCUCAGAUUAUUUUUUACUCUUCUCACUUUCUUUCUCUCUCUCUCUUUUUUUUUUCCUCAUAGAAUUUCAUUUAAAUAGAGAAUUAAAAAGCCCUUCAGAUCCUCUUUCCCCUAUUAAUAAAGAUUGAAAAUUUG